AUGGAGACGAACGAUCCGACGGGUCGAUUGACGAUAGAAGAUUUAUCCGAUUGUAGAAGCGACAGCAAUCAUUCGGAACCACAAAUACGAGCCUUUCAAGAUUACGAAAGAGUCAAAGAAUUGAAUUUGUCAGUGGAUAAAAAUAAAGAGGACACGUCGAACGAACCAAAAGAUUUUCAUAUUGGUUUGGAGGGUAGAACAUCGAUGCGUUUCGAUGAAUUUUCUAAUGACAUUACGAGAGGUGGAGUAUCGAUGACCUUGAACAAAACAAAAGAUUUCGGUUAUGCUACGAACGGCUUGAAUAAUUUGAAUUAUUCAUUGGAAAGAACAAACGAGACUACCGAUGAUUCUAUAGAAAUGGCAACGUCACUUUGUAGAACGAAAAAUUCCAGCUCGAAAGAUUUGUUGUUUAAUUUACGAGAAACAAGACAGAAAAAUGCACAUCCGUCGCUAUCAUCAUUGGACAGAUGCAACAAGGAUCUUAAUUUUGGUAUUGAAAGAGACAUCAAGGAUUUUGGUUUGUUGAAAAAUUAUGGAUUAGAUCGUAUGAAGGAAUUUAAUUUGUCUUUGGAUCGAAUUAGAGACAAUCAUAUAAGUAAUCUAACGCUUGAAAGGCUACGUGGUAAUGCUGGAAUAUUGGAAAAUCCUGGCAUUUUGGAACACGGUGAAUUCAGAAAUAUUCAGGUGCAACAAAGAAGUCCGGAAUUAGAAGCGAUAGCUUUGGAACGUAUGAGACGUUCCCAUUUGUUAGGCACAGAUUUGUCCGUGCAAAAUCUCUCUACGCAACUUCCCCAUUCGCAUUCCAUCACGCAAAUGGAACAUUCUCAAGCUCAACAACAACAACAGGCCAAAUCUUUCACCAUAGAUGCGAUUCUUGGUUUGAGAAAUAAUCAAAGAGAAAAACGUGGACAACAGCAACAAUAUAGAAAACAUCAGGGUCAAGAAAGUUCAACGAAGAACGGAAGUUCGAGCUUACGUUCACCCGGCGGUGGAAAAUCAAAGAGAGUUAGGACAAUUUUCACGGCCGAACAAUUGGAACGACUAGAAGGUGAAUUCGCUCGUCAACAAUACAUGGUUGGCCCCGAAAGAUUAUACUUAGCCCAUGCAUUGAGAUUGACCGAAGCGCAGGUCAAGGUCUGGUUUCAAAAUCGUCGAAUCAAGUGGCGAAAACUUCACCACGAACAACAAACACAAAGGGUUCAAGAAUUUCAGCGAUCGUUGAGCACGUCCUUGGAACACGAGGACUGCAACGAGACGGAUAAAUGGUGAAGAGGCUUGCAUCUCGAUCAUCUUCUUAGAUCACGAUCGAGACACCUCUCCUCCCUUCUUGUCGUUUCCCUUCUCUUCAUUUUGCA
Polistes dominula (European paper wasp) is the source of this 1355-nucleotide messenger RNA. RefSeq lists its product as uncharacterized. Gene Ontology annotation, cellular component: nucleus. Gene Ontology annotation, biological process: regulation of transcription by RNA polymerase II; central nervous system development; neuron differentiation. Gene Ontology annotation, molecular function: RNA polymerase II cis-regulatory region sequence-specific DNA binding; DNA-binding transcription factor activity, RNA polymerase II-specific. NCBI's taxonomy places the organism in Eukaryota, Metazoa, Arthropoda, Insecta, Hymenoptera, Vespidae. The record is from RefSeq and is a predicted model, not a curated record.